UUCUUUGCACCAUCAUCAAUUGGCAGAGAAACAACAAUCAUGUUCAACCUUCGUCGCCUUUUCGCGUCGGCCCUGUUCCUUGGGCUCGGCCUCCUCUUCCUCGCCCAGACGGCCGAGGCUGCCAAGGGUCCCAAGAUCACCCACAAGGUCUACUUCGACAUCACUCAGGGCGACCAGCCUCUCGGCCGCGUUGUCAUGGGUCUCUAUGGCAAGACUGUCCCCGAGACUACUGAGAACUUCCGCGCCCUUGCUACUGGUGAGAAGGGCUUCGGUUACGAGGGCUCUGCCUUCCACCGUGUCAUCAAGAACUUUAUGAUCCAGGGUGGUGACUUCACCAAGGGUGACGGCACUGGUGGCAAGUCCAUCUACGGUGACCGCUUCAAGGACGAGAACUUCAAGCUCAAGCACACCAAGAAGGGUCUUCUCUCCAUGGCUAACGCUGGUCGUGACACCAACGGCUCCCAGUUCUUCAUCACCACCGUCGUCACUUCUUGGCUCGAUGGCAAGCACGUUGUCUUCGGCGAGGUUCUUGAGGGCUACGAAAUUAUCGAGAAGAUCGAGAACAGCAAGACUGGAGCGGCGGACCGACCCGUCGAGGCUGUCAAGAUCGCCAAGAGCGGCGAGCUUGAUGUCCCCCCUGAAGGCCUUGUCGGCACAUCUGAAUUCGCUGCCGAAGAGGUUGCCUCCGCUGGCUGGUCUCCUAUGCAGAAGGCUGGCCUCUUUGCCAUCUUUGCUGGUGUCCUCUUUGUUGGUCUCCGCAGCGCCCGACAGCACUCUCGAUUCUAAACGACUCGAGACCCGGUACCACCUACAUAAAGAACAAGACAAGACAAUGCAAUACCUUACAAUCCAGACUCAAAUACUGUUUGAUAAUUUCAAUCUCGAUAUGUCUUUCAAUGUGACGAACCAACACCAAUUAGUAAACUCUAGCAUU
Molecule: messenger RNA, 934 nt
Organism: Fusarium graminearum PH-1
Lineage: Eukaryota; Fungi; Ascomycota; Sordariomycetes; Hypocreales; Nectriaceae
Product: peptidyl-prolyl cis-trans isomerase B precursor
Exons: 4
Coding region: 40-786 (248 amino acids)
Biological process (GO): protein folding; protein peptidyl-prolyl isomerization
Cellular component (GO): endoplasmic reticulum; fungal-type vacuole
Molecular function (GO): peptidyl-prolyl cis-trans isomerase activity
Source: RefSeq, a predicted model, not a curated record